AUGAGUGAACAAACUACAAAAAAAGAGGAAACUCCACUACACACUGUCGGUUUUGAUGCUAGAUUCCCACAACAAAAUCAAACCAAGCACUGCUGGCAAUCAUAUGUGGAUUACCACAAAUGUAUAAACCUGAAGGGUGAAGAUUUUGCUCCAUGCAAAACUUUCUGGAAAACCUAUUCUGCUUUAUGUCCUGUCGACUGGAUCGAAACAUGGGAUGACCAAAGAGAAAAGGGUAUUUUCCCAGCUGAUUUAAACUCAGAAUAA
Molecule: messenger RNA, 264 nt
Organism: Maudiozyma saulgeensis
Lineage: Eukaryota; Fungi; Ascomycota; Saccharomycetes; Saccharomycetales; Saccharomycetaceae
Source: the annotation of a GenBank genome assembly